AUGAAAACAGCAAAACUUAAAUAUGGAAAUCGAGGUCAUAGUCAAUCAUGUUUAUUAGAAGAAACUCAAUGUUGUUUUAUAACAUCACAUAAUCAUGGUUUUACUGUUCAAACCUCACAAGGUUUAGGUAAAGAUUGGUGUAUUUUAUUUACAAAUCAAAAUGAUCAAUCCAAUGAAGGCAUUAUUCAUGAUUUCAAACCAUUUUUUAGUGUUCAAUUUCAUCCUGAACAUUCUGUUGGACCAAGUGAUACAGAAAAUGUAUUUCAAAUAUUUCUGGAUGUUGUUCAAUCAUAUAAAUCAACGAGUGGUGUCAUAAUCCUGUUACACCCGGUAUCCGGAUUUGCUUUUAAUGUAGCGUCAGUGAAUUUGGGGUAUUACCCUAAAGGUAACGAUCUCUACAAUGUAAAUAUAUUUCCAAUAAACUUAGUAAAUAGUCAACUUCGAUGUAUAUUUGAUCGUCCAAUAUUAGGUGAAUAUUAUUCAUAUGAAAAUGGUCUUGAAACUCAUACAUCAUUUAAAAAAAAUGGUAAUAUUGAUCGACUUUUUUAUCGUCGAGAAUCGGGUCGUGGUGCUACUGCUAAUAUAAUAACAGUUCUUGAUAAUCAUGCACUUGGAGAAUGUGUUUAUCUUAAUUGGAGAGCAAAUCCUUUUAGACAUGUUUCAAGACAUCAUUAUGAACUUAUUUAUCGAGAUAAAAAAAAAUCUUGUUAUCAAUGUUAUGAAAUUUAUAAUAGAACACGUAAUAUACUUCAAAUACGAAAAAGUGAAUGUGAUGAAGUAACAUCAUUAUCUACAAAUCAAAUGAAUAUUCAAGAUCUUUGCUUAACUAUUAAUGAAGAAGCUGAAUUUGAUACAUUAUUUUUAAAAACAUAUUCAGCUGAAGAAUGUCGUGCAACUAUAUAUGGAACAUAUCAUUUUACAUAUGAAUUUCGUGAAGGUGGUAUUGGUAUAUGUGAUAAUCCAAUAUCACGUUUAGUAUCUUGUCCUGAUCCUGGAACUCCAUUUGAAGCUCUUAAUGAACGUUUUUGGAUGACAUAUGGUUAUUGUCGAGAUCUUGUUUCAUCAAUUGANAAUCCAGCUGAAAAUGCUAUUUUAUUAACAACACGUGUACCAGCUCAACCGGAUACUUCUAUUUAUGAUCUUUAUACUAUACCAAAAGAUGCUGGUGAAUCAGCUAGUGCAGCACAAAAUCCAGAUGCUCCUGAAGGUCGUCGUUCAUCUGGUUUAAAUGCCGUUUGGGUUGCUCGAAAUCGAUUCGCUGUCCUUGACAAAAAUCAUGUUAUUUUAAUAAAAAAUAAUAAAAAUGAAAUAACAAAAAAAAUUCAACUAGCAAAUUGUGAUGAAAUUUUUUAUGCCGGUACGGGUCUUUUAUUAAUACGUGAAAAUGAUCAUAUUAGUUUAUAUGAUGCACAACAAAAACGUUCAUUAGCAACUGUUAGAAUAGGCAAAGCUAAAUAUGCAAUAUGGUCAAAUGAUAUGAAUUAUUUAUCAUUAUUAGCUAAACAUCAACUUGUUAUUUGUAAUAGAAAACUUGAACAAUUAUGUAUUAUUCAAGAAAAUGUUCCUGUUAAAUCAGGUGCUUGGGAUGAUUCAGGUGUUUUUAUUUAUACAACAUCAAAUCAUAUUAAAUAUGCACUUGUUAAUGGUGAUCAUGGAAUUAUUCGUACACUUGAUUUACCGAUUUAUAUAACAAAAAUAAAAGGAAAUAGUGUCUUUUGUUUGGAUAGAGAAGUUCGAACAAGAUUAUUAAAUAUUGAUCCAACAGAAUAUAAAUUCAAAUUAGCUUUAAUUAAUCGAAAAUAUGAUGAGGUACUUCAUAUGGUUCGAACAGCAAAAUUAGUUGGACAAAGUAUUAUUGCUUAUCUUCAAAAGAAAGGUUAUCCGGAAGUAGCACUUCAUUUUGUAAAAGAUGAAAAAACAAGAUUUGGAUUAGCACUUGAAUGUGGAAACAUUGAUAUUGCACUGGAAGCUGCUCGAGCUUUAGAUGACAAACGUUGUUGGGAAAAAUUAGCUGAAGUAGCUUUAUUACAAGGAAAUCAUCAAAUUGUUGAAAUGUCUUAUCAACGAACGAAAAAUUUUGAUAAAUUAGCUUUUCUUUAUUUAAUAACAGGAAAUCUUGAAAAAUUAAGAAAAAUGAUGAAAAUUGCUGAAGUAAGAAAAGAUGUUAGUGGACAAUUUCAAAUUGCAAUGCUAUUAGGAGAUGUUGAAGAACGUGUUAAACUUCUUAGACAAUGCAAUCAAAAAUCACUUGCGUAUGUUAUGGCAGCUACACAUGGUCUUGAUGAACAAGCUGAACAAUUGAAAGAGUCUCUUGAUGAAAAAAUACCUGAAGUAAAUCCAAAUGCUGAAUUAAUAUUACCACCAUGUCCAAUAAGUCAACAAGAAUCGAAUUGGCCAUUAUUAGCUGUAUCAAAAGGAUUUUUUGAAGGUGUAACAAUUAAAGGAAAUCAACCAACAACAACAACAACAAGUUUAUCAUCAACUAUAACAACAAAACUUGCUGCAAAUGCUCACAUUGAUGAAACAGGAACAAGUGGUGGAGAUUGGGCUGAUGAUGAAGUGCAAGUGGAACUUGAUGAGGAUGACAUGAAUCGAGAAAAUCUUAAUACGGAUCAAGAUGAACAAGGUGAAGGUUGGGGUGAUACGGCAAUUGAAUUACCACCUGAUCUUGAAGCAGCUGGUGUAAGUGGUGGAACUGGUGAUGAAGAAGAUGCAAGUGGAUAUUUUGUAGCACCAACAAAAGGUCAAUCAGUUCCACAAGCUUGGACACAAAAUUCAAAAUUACCUGUCGAUCAUAUUUUAAGUGGUUCAUUUGAAUCAGCAAUGCGUUUAUUACAUGAUCAAGUUGGAAUUGUUAGUUUUGAUGAAUAUAAACAAUUAUUUCUUCAAAUAUAUUCACGUUCACGUAUAGCUUUUACAGCACUUCCAUCAUUACCAUCAUUAUAUUCAUAUCCAUUAAGAAAUUGGCGUGAGGCACAUUCACCAAAAUUAUUUUAUCCAGCUGUUGGAUUAAAAUUAGAAGAAUUAGUUGGACGUCUUCAAAUAGCUUAUCGUUUAACAACAAAUGGAAAAUUUCAAGAAGGUGUUGAGAAAUUUCGUUCAAUUUUAUUAUCUGUUCCAUUACUUGUUGUUGAUUCACGUCAAGAUAUUCUUGAAAGUCAACAAUUAAUUGAAAUAUGUAAAGAAUAUAUUGUUGGAUUACAAUUAUCAAUGGCAAAAAAAGAUUUAGCAAAAGAUGAUGAAAAACGUUCAUGUGAAUUAGCUGCAUAUUUUACUCAUUUACAAUUACAACCAAUACAUAAAAUAAUGACAUUAAAAUUGGCACUUAAUCAAGCAUUUAAAUUAAAAAAUUAUAAAACUGCUACAAGUUUUGCUAAACGUUUAUUGGAACUAGGACCAACACCUGAUGUUGCUCAACAGGUUUUUAUUUUUAUAUUUCAUUAUUUUAUUUGA
Messenger RNA from Rotaria sp. Silwood2, 3453 nucleotides. NCBI's taxonomy places the organism in Eukaryota, Metazoa, Rotifera, Eurotatoria, Philodinida, Philodinidae. The record is from the annotation of a GenBank genome assembly.